This is a messenger RNA of Drosophila kikkawai, 9021 nucleotides long. Lineage: Eukaryota; Metazoa; Arthropoda; Insecta; Diptera; Drosophilidae. The record is from RefSeq and is a predicted model, not a curated record.
UCAGUUCGAGUUUGAAUUUCGUUUGGUGAGGUUGCCUCUGAGCGGUGCAGCUACAUCGCUAUAUCCACUGUGUCGACGUGUCUCCCUCUCUCACUCUCUCUUCUAUCUCUCUCGUUGCCCCCCGUUCGCCGCGCGUGUCGUGCCCGACUUUAUUUACCUUUCGGCAGGAAUUAAAGCCCACUGAGAUCGACUGAAAGUCACUAAAGUGCCGAAAAAGAAACGCAGAAAGCAGCACUUGGCCAAAAAGAAAAAAUAAAUACAAAAAGUUGGCGCUGCCCAAAAAAAAAAUAAUAAUAAGAAAGAAAAAAGCAAAGCAAAGUGCGCGUGUGUGUUUAUGUGUGCGUGCGGGCGUGAGUGUGUGUCUGAGUGCGUGUUGUUUUUUCCUCCGCCAAAAUGAAUCUUUCAGAUAUGCAAGAUAUGCACGACAAUUAACGCAGAAAACUAUAGAAACUUAAACCGAAUAAUUGGUAGUUUAGGUUUGUUAACAAUUUCGGAAGAUUAAACGAAAUUUUUCUCCGUUUCGUUGCGGAAUUUUUGUGUGGCUGUUUCACUGCCAAACGUUCCGGCUGGCGCUCUCUUUCCCCUCUCUCUUAUUGCCAUCGCUUCGGCGGAUCUCUCUCUCUCUGUCGUGUAUCGCUCGGGUUUCGUAAUUCAAUUGUCGGCUCGUUUCGCCAUUCGGUCCGUUCCGCCAACGUAUCUUUAUUUAUAUUUUGUUUCGUUUCCACUUCGGUCCCCUAAUUGCCCACUUUUUUGGAAAAUUCAAAAUACAAAAUUCGAAAUUCCCUUUGCUAAUGCCUGUCUUCAUUAUUCUCGCCCAAGCAGUUUCUCUGACAAAAUACUAUAUGAUUUCCCCAGAUUACACUCAUAGUAUAUAUAUUUUGUGCAAAAUAAAAUACAAAUAAAAACCAUAAAUAAAUUCAAGCUAGCCUUGGCAAAAUCAUUGAAAAAAUAUAUAUUUAAAAAGUGUACAAAAAGAUUACAAAAAUAAAAAUAAAAACAAAAUCGACAUAAAUAUAAAUAUAUUUAUAUACACAACGGUUUCACUUUGCGAGUUGUAUACAAAAAGUUAAAGCAAAAAUAAUAUAAAUAAAUAUAAAACAAAAGCGAUUUACAGUUAUUCACAGUGUGUUUGAAAAAUACACAACAAAAAAGUGCAAAUCAAUGUGCAAAAUCAAAUGAUUCAAAUAUUUAAUAAUUAUCACUUAUAAUGCCGCCUAACAAACUAAGAAAACUUGGAUUAACGCAUUUAAUAUAGAUUUUAUAAUCUAUGGGAUUAUUACUUGAAGUCUACGAAGAAAAAGGUUGACCACCUUUUGACGUAAUUAAUUAACUGAAAGUGUUUCAUAAGUUUUUCGUACUCGUUUUUUGUGUGAAGACCCCAAAAACAUUAGCAGCCGCAUCAUCAUUAUCAUCAACAGAAACGACGGGCACAUCUAACGCUGCAGCUAACAGAUGAGCCCCAACAACAGAUGUCAAUUGCUGCAGCCGAAAAUGCAGGGCUUAGCCCAAGUGACUUACCAGAUCAUUGGGCCUCAGGGACAUCAAAUCCAGCAACCUCAACCAGCAGCACUGGUGGUAGCGGCAGCAACAUCAGCCAUUUCAGCAGCAACAACAGCAGCGGUAGCAGCAGCAGUAGCAGCAGCACCAGCGGGGGCAGCAGCAGUAGUGGCAACAGCAAAUACAACAACAGCGGCAACAUAUCGGUCUGCAAUCUGCCGCGUUCAUCGCCGGCCGCUGCCACAGCAGCCGUUACUUUGUCAUCGGCCGCCGGCGGCGUUGGCAGCCACUUGCUGAGCGGCGGACUGCAUCACGGACUGGCGCCCGGCACGCAUCCGUUGCAGCGCGCGACGGCAGCGAGCGGAGGCGGCGGGGCUGGUGCUGGGGGCGUGGCAGGCGCCUCAACAGCAGCGGCACUUACGGCCCUCCAGCAGCAGCAGCAGCAGCAACAACUGGCCUACCAGGAACACCAACACCAGCAGCAGCAGCAGCAGCAACUGGGCAACCUCGGGUCGCUGCAACAACACCAUUCGAUUCACAACAAGGCAGCGGCCGCUGCCGCACAAACUGUGAACAUUGCAGCCGCGCUGCAGCGAUCGGCCAUUAUGAAUGCGGUGGCAUCGCCGAUCUCAGCCAACUCUGCCAACUCAGCGACGUCUGGCCGGAAGAUACGCCGCAAGACGGAUUCAAAGGUCAAUCUGCCUCAAUCACAAAUCAACAAAUGCAACAAUGAGAAGCGACGUCGCGAGGCGGAGAAUGGCUACAUCGAGCAGUUGUCGGAGAUAUUGACGCUGAACAAGCGCGGGGAUAUGACCUCAACGAAACCGGACAAGGCGGCUAUACUAAACCAAGUGGUUCGAACGUAUCGUGAGAUUUGUGACAAGGGCCAAAACCGUGAUAUAUCCUCAACGUCGACGAACAAUAACAACUCCACGACAACGACCAACAACAACAAUACGAAUAACAGCAACAAUAACAAUAAUAAUAACAAUAGCAACAACAGCAACAGUAACAACAAACCGCAAGCAACCUCAACACGCUGCAGCCGCUGUGCCACGGACAACUGCUCGAUCCAUCCGGUGCAGCAGGGCGAGGUAUCGUCCACUGAACCACCUCUUCCGGAGCCAUCGCUGUUGCUUGGCCAGGUGCCCGAGAUAUCGGCAUACUUCGAGGCACUCGAGCAUUACAUCAGCGGCGUCGGCUGGGUGCUGCUCCAGGUGAACGCCAACGGCAUCAUUGAGUCCUGCACGCAGAAUAUCCGCGAGCUGAUCGGCUAUGAGAAGCAAGAGCUGUACCACCAGCCGCUCUACAUGUACCUCUAUAAGGGGGAUCACGCCAAGCUAGAGCCGAUCAUCAACAACAUGUACAGCAAUCCCAAUGGCGGCAGCAGUAGCUCCUCCUCGGGCAACUCUGCAGCAGGUGGCAGUGGCGUGGGCGGACCAGGUCCGAGUGUCAACGUUUGGGGCGAUCUCGAUGAGCUGAACAAUGGCAAUGCGUCGCAACAGUCGGCGGGCUCCAAUUCAAAUUCCGGCGGAGGAGGAGGAGCUGGUGGCGCUGCGGUGGGUAAGUCAAAGCGCAGCAUCUCCACCAAGGUGCGCAUGCUAGUCAAGGACACGCGCACGGCCACCCAAACGUCGUCGUCGUCGAACUGCGAGGAUCAGAAGCCGCUGCGGCAGUCCGGACAGCAGGACAAGUACGAAGAGGUGGUCCUUAUAGCGGCCCCUGUCAAGGAUGAUGCGGACGCCAGCAGCUCUGUGCUGUGCCUGAUCACCCGCCCGGAGGACGAGUCGCCGCUGGAGAUCAACAUUCAGCAGCAUGUCCAGCAGCAGCCCAUCGAGCAGAUGACCUUCAAGCUGGACAUUCACGGCAAAAUACUCGACCUCGAUCACACGGCGCUGCGGGAGCCCUUCAAGCAGCACCUGCAGACGUGGGUGGGGCGACUCUGGCAGGAUCUGUGUCACCCGCACGACCUCUCCACGCUCAAGUCGCAUCUGCGUGACAUCCAGGACUCGGCCAGUGCCCAUUCGCCGGGCGCGGGAGCUGGCUCCCAUAUGGUUUCGCGUCCAUUUCGGCUGCGAUUGGGAGCGCCUGACGUCUACGUCCAUGUGAAGGCCAGUUCAAGACUGUUCCUCAACCAGACGCCCGGCGAGGGUGACUUCAUAAUGUCCGUUCAGACGCUGCUUAACUCGGAGAACGACAUGAACAGCAACAAUACGGGGACGGGCAGCGGUAACGGCGGCGGACUGGGUUUGGGCCAGCUUUGCGCCAUGUCGCCGGGUCCCUCGCUGGCCAGCUCGCUGCUCAGCAACCUGUCGAUGGACGGCCUCCAUGGAGUGACGGGCCCCGGGUCGGGGGGCUCCUCGUCUUCGCCGGCGGCGGUCACUGGCAUGCUGCCCACCCAUCUGCUGGGCGGACUGGUGGGCGGCGGACAGCAAGGCGGCGGCGGUAACAGCACACAGACCACGAGCGUAGGCGGUCCGUUGAUGAGCAGCGCGAUCAUCAACGGCAGUGGUCUUCAGCAGCAGCAGCAGCAGCAACAGCAGCAGCAGCGAUCCGGAGCCAGUUCGUCGGCCAGUGCGCUGGUAAACGCAUUCACCGCCUCGCCGGCACCCGGAGAGCACAGCUUCUAUGGCAGCGACACCUUCGAAUUCGACAUUGCAGAACAUUCCUCUUUCGGCAUAGAUCCCAGCGGCGGGGUGGGAGCCUGGACAGAUUCGCGGCCAAAUUCGCGGGCCUCGGUGGCCACUCCAGUUAGCACGCCGCGUCCUCCCUCUGGGCACGGCUUUAGUCCGGCUGUGUGCGCCUCGCCAGCCACGCCCUAUCAGCUCUCCUCGCACUCCGCCGCCAGCCUGCCGUCGCCGCAGUCGAAUGCCAGCGCCGGCGGGAACUAUGGUUUCAACUUCCAUUCCUUCGAGGCGGUCGAUGUGAAGCCCGAGAAGGAUGUCCAGCAGCAGCAGGGCGGCAGCAACAACAGCAGCGGGAGCAGCAGCAACAAUGCUUUAAUAGGCGGUGGCCUGCCCAAUGGAGUAGGAGGAUUGCUCCUCUCCCAGCAGCAGCAGCAGCAGCAGACGCCGCCCCAGCAGCAGCAACAACAGGAGUCCUCAGAACGACUGCGUCACCUGCUGACCAAGUCGCAGAGCAUGGCAGGCAGUCUUGGAGGUGGUCUCGGCGAUGAAGAGAAGUACUUGAAGCCGGAGGGCAGUGACGAGGAGAAGCUCGGCGGCGGCAGCUUUAAGAUGGGCGGCCAGCCUGGAGGCCUGGGAAUGUUUGGACCCAUGGGCCCGAUGGGUCGUGGAGGCCCCAACUCCAGUUCCAUGCUGCACAAGGCCGGCAAUUCGCAGAAUCCCAUGUUGCUCAAGCUGCUCAACGAGAAGACCGAGGACGACGACGGCAACGGUGGCGGUGGCUCUGGCUCUAUGAACAACUCCCGCCAGAGCGAGCUGAUGCGACAGCUGAAGAAUCCCGACAUGCAUCGGGGCAAUGCCGGCGGCAACAUGAGCACCGAGGACCUCAAGGCCAUGCUCAAGAUCCAGAGCGAUCCGUCGCAGAGUCGCAAGCGUUCGUUCAACGAGCCGGACGACGAUCCUUCCGCCAAGCGUUCAGAGGACAAGCCCAGCAAGCUGUGCACGCAGAACAAGAUGCUGGCCCAGCUGCUGCAGAAUCCGCCAAAGACACCCAAAGCACCCAAUCCGGAGCAGCCGUUGCAGGUGAAGACGCUGCCGGAUAUCACCAGCUCCAGCAACACUCUGGCCGCUCCUGGCAACCUCAUAAGCGCCGGAAGCACCGGACCCAAGGCGGCGGCCAAUCGCAACCGCAAGCAGCAGCAGCAACAGCAACAACAGCAGCAGCAGCAGCAACAGCAGGCCGCCAGCAAUCCUUCCCAGCAGCCAAACGAUGUCUACCUCAGCCAGCAGCAGCAGCAGCAGCUCCAGCCGCCGCAACUGCCCUUCCAACAACAGCAACUGGCGACCACAGCAACUACCUCAAUUACCACAGCGGCCUCCACUUCGGCUGCGGCGGCUGCAGCUGCGGCAGCGGCAGCGGCUGCCCUCAUGGGCGACGGCGACUCGGAGUUGUCCAAGCUGCUGGACAGCGUCAUGGAGUACUAUCCCGAUGACACGCCCAUCGUGACCAGCGCCCCCUCGGAGGCCUCGGCCAUUAGCGAUAUCCAAAAAUCGCUGAUGCUAGAUGUCGAGUCGGCCGCUUUUGGCAACGAUCUGAGCCAGCAACUGAUGAUGAGCCAGCAGCAGCAGCACCAGCACCAGCAACACCAGCAGCAACAGUUCUUGGCCCUGCAGCAGCGCCAGCAGCAGCAUCUCCAACAGCAGCCACCCGCCUAUCCGGGCAUGCUUAGUCUGCAGCAGCAGCAGCAGCAGCAACAGCAGAACCAGCACAUGAUGCAGAGACUGGAGGCCAUACGGAAUCAGAACAACCAGGGAUUCCAGCGACCGCCACCGAUGUAUCCAGCACGCGGACGGGGACCCAUGAAUGCGGUGGCCACUCCCGGGGGAGUGGUAUUGCCGGCCCAGCAGCAGAUUCGCAACAUGCGCCAGCAGCAGCAGCUGGCGGCAGCCCAGCAAAAAGAGCGACUGCUGCAGCAGCAGCAGAAGCAGCAGCUGCUCGUCCCGGAGAAUGCCACUGGCAUGAAUGCGGGCCUGAACAACAUUGGCUCGCUGCUCAAUACCACGGUGGCUCCCAAUGUGUCCCUAUCUCGCACCAACCUGCCCUCGGACGCCCAGCUCAGCCCGAACUUUGCUCAGACGCUGAUGCAGCAGCAACUCAGUCCGGGUCGCAGCACGCCCUACAGUCCUCAGCCCAACCAAGGCUAUGCCCCACAGUUUUCGCAGCCUGGACAGCGCUUGUCUCCGCAGCAGCAGCAGCAGCUCAAUCAGCAGCAACAGCAGCAGCAGAACAAUGCCCAGCAGCAGCAACUCGCCUACCAGCAACAGCAGCAGCAGCAACAGGUGGGCGAUGGUGUACGUUCCAACACGCCUUUCGGCUCCAACUCGGGAAUGCAGUCGCCGGGCAUGCAGAACAGUCCUCAGCAAUGGGGAGCUGGCGGUGGCGGCGGUGGCGGAGGAGGAGGAGGGGGACCUGGUGGCAGUGCUGGAAGGACACUGCAGCAGCACAAUCCCAUGCUCAUUGCACAGUUGCAGGGCGUGAGUCCGUACAAUGCGCGUCAAUACCAACAGAACCAGAGACGCGGCCUGAAUUCCCCAGGAGCCGUUGGACCCGUUGGCGGCAAUCCGGCGGCAGCAGCAGCGGCAGCCCUCCAGCGCCAGAACUCGUUCCAGGGGCAAGGCGGUGGCGGGGCCACAACGCCGGAUGGCUUUGGAGGUCCUCAGUCCCCUUACGGCGGCAACAACGUCAAUGUGUUCCAGCUGCAGCGACUGCAACGACAGGGCAGCGUGCCGCAGGCAACGCAACAUCUGCCAGGCUCGCCACGCUUUGGCUCCUCGCCGGGCAUCAGCAGCAGCAGCAACAACCACACCGAUAGCUCAGCCGCCGCCGGCAAUCAGCAGCAGCAACAACAGCAUCAGCAGCAGCAGCAUCAGCAGCAACAGCAGCUGAUGAACGGCCUGAGCAUGUCGCCGCAUCCGCAUCCGCACCCGGCCAUGAUGGGCGUGGGCGGCAUGGGCAGUGGCGGCGGCAAUGGCAUCAUUGGUCUCGGCGGCGGGGGCGGUGGCAACUACGGCGGUGGCUAUGGUCAGUCCCAGCCGCAGCAGCAGCAGCAGCAGGCGAAUGAUUUCUAUGGUCGGGUGCAGACCGCUGGCAAUGGCGGUGCCGGAGUGGCCGGUGGCAGUGCCAAUUCUGAGUUCGUCAAGCAGGAGCUGCGUGCAGUGGUCAGUGUGCGGGCCCAGCAGGCGGCUGCGGCGGCCACGGGCGGAGCCGGCGUUGGAGGCGGAGUGGUGCAGCGAGGACAGACGCCGCAGAGUCCGCUGCAGCAGGGACCGGGGAUCGGCGGUGGCGGCGGAGUGGUUGGGGGUGUGGCCAACAGUACAAACGCCAUGGGCAAUCUCACGCCCACGGGCAGCGGCAAUGUCAGCAACAACUCCAUGCUCAACACGCCGCCAGAUCCAACGAUGGGCUUCAGCUUCGAGACGCCUGACUUCUUCACCAGCAGUGCUACAAGGUGACCCUAAGGUGCCUAAUGCCAGAGACCCCCGAGGAGCAGCAGGAACCACCCACGCAUUUAUGGCUCCAAGCAACGCGCGACACACACAAUAGAAAAUCAAAGGAUAUAAAGUGAGGGAGGCGACGCGAUGUAAAUGUAAUUUAAAAUAUUAGCAGCACUAUUUAAAAAAUAUAUAUACCUAAAUAUAUUUAUUUUAUAAUACUAGCAAAUAUUAAUUCUAAAGCAAAAUGGGAACCUCGUCUAAAAGAAAUUGCAUAAAAAUUAUAUAAAUACCAGACACACACACACACGCUAUAGUUAAAUAUUUUCAAAAAUCUGAAAACGAAAAAAAAAUUCAGAUAAAAAAUGCAUAUUUAUUACGUUUAAAGAUAAAGAUAAUGUAACGCUAAGAGCUAUAUAUACAAAACAAGAAAAAAUGGAAAACGUAAUUAGUUAUGCGAUAAGUGCUGGCCGUUUCGGGGUGUUGUUAAAUUGAUAUAUGUACAUUUAAAAAAUAUAUAUAUGUAACAUUACUAUUGUAAAGCAUAUGGGAGAGGCAGCAGAGUUGGCUAUUCUCUAGCGAUAACAUAAUGUAUACCAUAUUCGACGGGGAGGAGGAGAAACCAUGUAAAACACAAACAGCAGCAGCAGCGUAUGGCAAAUGUAUAUUUAAAAUUAGUGUUGAAUUUGUUUUCAGUGUGAUAAUUUGUUAAAUUUUAUAUACUAAAUGUUGCUUAUUGGUUGCUUUGCUAUAUGUUCUUGCAUCUUUUGAACAUAUUUAUAUGCAUUCUGAAAAUAUUUUGUAUUGUUUUUUAUUUUCACUUACCGAUUGGACACGAACAUUUUUCUUUGACCAAGCUAAGUGCAGCAACAACAACAACAACCAUAAUCCCUAUAACUGUACAUAUACUUUCACUAUUAAUUAAUUUUGCUUCUUAAAAUGUAAUUCGUAAUUUAGUUAAUGCUCGUUUUUAAAUAAAUAUUGUAAUUACUUUUAAACACUUUUUUAUAUCAAAGCGAGAAAGCAAAGCGCGCAAAGCAAAGUCGGCGUUGCAAUUUCAUGUGAAGGCUAUUUUACAGGUUUUGUUUAAAAUAAUUUGUAAUUUGUAACCAUUUUAAUUAUUAAAAAAUAACUAUUAUACACUAAAUAUAUAUAUAAACACACGCAAAACACUUUCUGGAAACGCAAAAAGCGUUUCUCACGUUUUCUAUUGUGUAAUUUUUUAUUGAUUUUUGAUUUUGUUUAAAUCUUUUAAGUCUAUUAAGUUGGGUUCAAUCGUUAUAAAUAUUAUUUUAAAGAAGAAACGAUACAAAUGCUAUACAAAUAUUAUUGAUAUAAAUUUAGUUUAUAAUUUUAUUAAAUUACUGUUUAAAAACUGCAAAGCCCUAAAUAAAAAUUUACAUACAAU